AUGUCCAAGUCUAUUGCUGUAAUCGCCGCGGGCGCCCCCGCUGCUCUGGUGCAGGCUGCGUCCGCCAUGGUGACCAAGGCGACUGGUGGUGCUGUGCAGGCGAUGCAGGCGACCUCGGCUGCGUCCAAUGCCAUCGUUGUCGGCAUGCAGGCCCCGCGCGGCGUGUACGCGUGCGUCGCCGAGCCGCCUAGCACGACCAGCGGCCCAUACGCAGGCGUGAAGACGGUUGUGGUGCGCGCCAUCCUCCCGCGCAGUGCGCCAGACACGAUGCAGGUGCGCGACAUACUGGACGUGUACCCGGCCUCCGGUAUUACGUGCGAGAAGGAGAUAGCAGAGGCGGUGGAGAACUUCAAAAAGGCGGCCAAGGUGGCUGUAGAGAAGGCGAAGGCAAUGAAAGCGGCGCGUGUGACGCUCGUAAUGAAGCCGGCGACCAAGUACGAGCGCCUGAAUGGCCUCUUCCGCGAGACGUGCACCAAGACGAUAGAGGCAGCCGGCCUCUCCGUCGAGACGUCCACCACGGCCGCGGCGACGAACACCCUCAUCAUGUUUCCGGAGAAGAUGAGCGUUGUCAUGGUGAGCGACGACCCCGUCUGCGAGAACGUCCAGUACGCGUUUGCUGGCGUCGUCGGCGGCGUUCACACUACCUACUAUACCGACGCCGGUAGCAAGAUCCACGGCGGACACAGCUACAAGUCCGUCGCGCUGGCGCUGGCAGAGGAGCUCAGGUCCCUAGGCAUGAAGGCGGAGGCAGCGAAGGUGGAGGCGGCCGCACAGAAGAGCCCCCGCAAUGCGGCUGCUGCCAUGUAG
Leishmania mexicana MHOM/GT/2001/U1103 is the source of this 807-nucleotide messenger RNA. RefSeq lists its product as hypothetical. The transcript has a single exon. The record is from RefSeq and is a predicted model, not a curated record. Lineage: Eukaryota; Euglenozoa; Kinetoplastea; Trypanosomatida; Trypanosomatidae. Bases 1 to 807 code for a protein of 268 amino acids.